Molecule: messenger RNA, 576 nt
Organism: Mycena indigotica
Lineage: Eukaryota; Fungi; Basidiomycota; Agaricomycetes; Agaricales; Mycenaceae
Exons: 8
Coding region: 1-576 (191 amino acids)
Source: RefSeq, a predicted model, not a curated record
AUGCUGGUCAACUCCUUUGUUAUCUUGUCCCUCGUAGCGACAGCACUCUCUGCUCCUUUGUCAUUGUUGAGGCGAGCGAACCCAUGCUUCGUCACUGGCAGUGUUGCUUUGCCAGCCGAAGUUGCCAACAGUCUGCAGGGUCUCAAGGCCGUUACUUGCAAUGCCAAACGACAGGUUGCGCCGGGGGUUCCAGACGUUACUAGCGGAGGUAUCGCAUUCAGCUCGAUUGACUUUCAAAAGUCGUCCCUUUCUCCACUUGGCUUUGCUCUGGCCACGUUCAAGACACCGACGGACCCUGCAAAGGCUGAUUUGAAGACCCUGCAAAAUCAGCUGAAUGCUUACUUGGCUGUUGAAGCUGGUGUUAGAUCGCAGCCAAACUCUUCUGCUCUACUCGCGCGGCUGAAAGGACCCAAGUUCUUCAUUCAGUUCCAGAUUGCUCGGGUCCAAACGGCCAAAGGAGUCGCAUUGGGAGUCGCGGACACCGUUGAGCACCAGUUGGGCAAGGUUACUAAGAAUGCUGUCGGAGCCAAGGCUAGUGAGAUCGCCCAAGUUACUGCCCUCUCCAAACAAUUGUAA